AUGGAGCCGAAAUAUGUGAAAGCUGAUAGCGGCAACCUACCAGACUUAGACGCAUUAGUUAUUUUAUGUGCCUAUAUUAUAGUCUUCAUAAUUUUUACUUUGUUUCACAGGUCUGCAAGGGAGUCCUACGGAGAUGAUGCCAUCGGCUAUGUACAACUUCAUCGGGAGCAUGGUGUUUGUACUAUUAAAUGUAAAGUGUGUCCAGAAACUAAAGUGAGGUCCAAAGCUUACAAUGUGACAAUGGUUAUAAACGAAAAUGAGUGCAAAGUUAUAAGCUGUCAAUGCCACGAUUGUACUGCUUCAGCAGGUGGAUGCAAGCACGCAGUUGCUUUUUUAAUGUGGAUUCAUCGUCGCUCCGAAGAACCUGCAUGCACUUCCAUCGAGUGUUAUUGGACGAAACCUGCUUUAUCUAGAGUCGGGACUACCCUAAAGUACAUUACUGUGCAGCAGAUGGCUAAAAAAGUGGUACCUCAUAGACAAAGUUCUUCGGAACUUUAUACUGAAUUUAUAGUGGAAGCUAAAAAGCGAAAAAUUGAAAAUUGUGAACUGCUGAAAUAUCAGGAUGAUUUUACCCAUACUGGCGUGAUGCAAUAUUCAUUGCACUGCCUUUUUAUGGAUCUACCUCCACAAAUUGAACAGGAUGUUGACCAAGUUAUUGAAAAAUUUAAGUAUACAUUCACUGAAGCUGCAAUUAAUACCAUUGAGGAAGCAACAAGGAGUCAGAACAAGAACAGCAUGUGGUACGAAAUGAGGUAUGGUCGUAUCACAGCCUCCAAGGCCCAUGAGGUUAGUGUGUGCCAAACACCAGAUGGCUCUUUAGUAGCUGCUAUAAUGGGUGCAAAAAUCCCAGAUACACCUGCUAUGAAAAGGGGGAGGAAAUUGGAACACUCCGUCCAAAAGACAGUAAGCAAUAAAUUGAAAAGAAAAAUUACUUCUUGCGGGUUCUAUGUGUGCCAAGAAUACCCAAUUAUUGGAGCAUCUCCUGAUGGUGUAAUGAAAGAUGCCAUAAUUGAAAUCAAAUGCCCAACAAAGGCAAAGUUGAAGGAGAAAUAUUUAAAAAAUGGUUUGAUAACAGAAAAAUGCAAGGCACAGGUGCACAUGCAAAUGUAUGCAACUGGUAUUAAGAAAUGUUAUUUCUGUGUCGCAGACAGCAAUUUUGAAACAACGAAAAAUGUUGAAAUCAUUGAAGUCACAUAUGAUAGUGGCUAUGUUCAUAACUUAAUACAGAAACUAGUUAUUUUCUGGAAAACGAAUAUAUAUCCUGUUUUGUAUCGAAGCACCAAUAUAUUAAUAUGA
Messenger RNA from Cydia strobilella, 1296 nucleotides. RefSeq lists its product as uncharacterized. The record is from RefSeq and is a predicted model, not a curated record. The transcript is spliced from 2 exons. Gene Ontology annotation, molecular function: zinc ion binding. NCBI's taxonomy places the organism in Eukaryota, Metazoa, Arthropoda, Insecta, Lepidoptera, Tortricidae. The coding region runs from base 1 to 1296 and encodes 431 amino acids.